CUUGUCUUCAGGAAGGGAAACAUGAACUUCAUUAUGGAGUCCCUCGAGACGUUCUGCGAUCACGACUAUGUGGAGUACUUUCGCAAGGUGCCCGACGCUGGGCUGCUCUACACCUUCCGCGUGGCCCGGCCGGCCGCUGCCUUCUCCAUUGACAUCACCGGGAAGGUGCUGAAGACCCAGAAAGUGAUGUACAGGACUGAAAACAUAAACGGGUGCGAAUUCCUCAGGAAUCCCCUAAUGAGCAAAGUUUUCGGCAUCGUUUACAAGCAUCUGGUGGUCAAUGGCACUUUCUUUGAGUGCCCCAUCAAGCCGAAUGUGUACUUUCUGAAGAACGAGGGUGCGAUGGCGGUACUGCCCUCCUUCCAUCCGCCCGGACGCUUUCAGCUCUCCAUGAGGGUAAAAAUGGCCGAGAGCCGCCAGCCGUUUGUCAUGGAAAUGCUCUGGAAGUACAGAAUUGUUCGCAUCAAAUAAACACAUUUGCAUUUGGAGGUGUGCAAAUUGGUUUAGUUGUCUCUAACCCUCGAGGUACAUAUGCUUCCUUGCGUUGCCCAUACGCCACGUGGUACGCACUUAUUCCCGGUGGGGUCGUAAGGUCACGUGUGCGCCUGUGUCUGUGUGUGUGCUACUCGCGAAAUCAUAAUUUGACGGCAAUGCCUUCUUUGCAUUUAAUGUAGCGUAAACAUUUUAAUUUUUUAUGAGCCUCGCCUGCCACAGCCACGGCCAAAGUCUCAUGCUCUGUCCGGAUAUGGAGCACAGCUCUGC
This is a messenger RNA of Drosophila pseudoobscura, 762 nucleotides long. RefSeq lists its product as uncharacterized. Lineage: Eukaryota; Metazoa; Arthropoda; Insecta; Diptera; Drosophilidae. The coding region runs from base 22 to 471 and encodes 149 amino acids. The record is from RefSeq and is a predicted model, not a curated record. The transcript has a single exon.